Molecule: messenger RNA, 213 nt
Organism: Macrosiphum euphorbiae (potato aphid)
Lineage: Eukaryota; Metazoa; Arthropoda; Insecta; Hemiptera; Aphididae
Source: the annotation of a GenBank genome assembly
AUGUUAUAUGUCCUACCCGUUUCAACAUCCACCCCAGAAAGAACAUUUUCAACAUUAAAGAGGGUGAAGACAUACACAAGAAACUCAAUGCUUGAAGAACGUUUGAAUGGAUUAACGCUAUUGGCAGUUCAUAAAGAUAAUAUAAUCGUUACUCCAGAUGAAGUCUUAGAUGAAAUGGCUAAGAAACCAAGAAAACUUGAAUUUGUAAUUUAG